Microthlaspi erraticum is the source of this 1404-nucleotide messenger RNA. The record is from the annotation of a GenBank genome assembly. NCBI's taxonomy places the organism in Eukaryota, Viridiplantae, Streptophyta, Magnoliopsida, Brassicales, Brassicaceae.
AUGUUACCUGUGAAAGAGGGAAUUCAGAAACAGGUUAAGAUUCUGAUUGGAUUAGGGAAUUUAGGGUUUGGGGGUUACAGGGGGUUCCACUCCAGAUUAACAAACCCUAACGGGUUUCUCGAACCCGCGAGCUCCGAUUUGCUCUUGAUUAACGAAAGGAGGAACCUUUCCGUCGUCGGUGCCGUUUCUCGGACUUUCUCCGUUCCUUCAGUAUCAGGUCCGGCGUUUCAGGUCUGUGGAUACCACAUUGAUCUUCUGAUUUCGGGUCCGGUCAAGCCUCCGUGUAAAUCAAUGGCGGCUUUUGGCUCCGGCUCCGGUUCCAAAUCCUUGUUUGUGGAUCGCCAUUUCGAUCCUCUGGUUUCGAAUCGUAUGGUGUUUGGAGAUGGAAGGAUCAGUAUGAGACUCGGAGGGAGAGAUCAACGGGAAAAUUCCACCAUCUACGCGUAUUUUGCUUACCGAGGUGCGAAGAAAUGGAUCUCAAUGAAUCCACAAAGUAGUAAAGGAUUGGGAUUUAGAGGCUUGCAUAGCUCACUCUUUACUCGCUUCUCUGAUGUGAACGUCUCGUUGGAUAACUCUGUCACCGAGGAACAACAGGUUAGAGAUUCUUCGGAUUCUGUAGCGGCGGCUAAGCUAUGUAUCAAGCCGUUGAAGCUUGUCUCUGGGUCUUGCUAUCUACCGCAUCCUGAUAAAGAAGCGACAGGAGGAGAAGAUGCUCACUUCAUCUGUGCGGAGGAGCAAGCGUUAGGUGUUGCAGACGGUGUGGGAGGUUGGGCAGAGCUAGGUAUCGACGCAGGUUACUACUCACGCGAGCUUAUGUCUAACUCGGUGAACGCAAUCCAAGACGAGCCUAAAGGGUCGAUUGAUCCAGCUAGAGUGUUGGAGAAAGCUCACACUAGCACAAAGUCUAAAGGGUCUUCAACGGCUUGCAUCAUAGCGUUAACGGACCAGGGGCUCCAGUCGAUCAAUCUUGGGGACAGCGGGUUCAUGGUGGUCCGUGAAGGGCAUACCGUUUUCCGAUCUCCGGUUCAGCAGCAUGACUUCAACUUCACGUACCAGCUUGAGUGUGGGAGUAACGGAGAUUUGCCGAGCUCAGGUCAGGUUUUCACUGUCGCUGUUGCUCCUGGUGAUGUGAUAAUAGCUGGAACGGAUGGGUUGUUCGACAAUUUGUAUAAUAACGAGAUCACAGCUAUAGUGGUUCAUGCUGUGAGAGGUGGGAUUGAUCCUCAGGUGACGGCGCAGAAGAUUGCUGCGUUGGCGAGGCAAAGAGCACAGGACAAGAACAGACAGACUCCAUUCUCUACAGCAGCGCAAGAUGCUGGGUUUAGGUACUAUGGAGGUAAGCUUGAUGACAUUACAGUUGUUGUCUCUUAUGUGGCUGCUUCGAAGGAAGAAGGAAAACGUUGA